Molecule: messenger RNA, 1452 nt
Organism: Alternaria atra
Lineage: Eukaryota; Fungi; Ascomycota; Dothideomycetes; Pleosporales; Pleosporaceae
Product: beta-tubulin
Exons: 3
Coding region: 1-1452 (483 amino acids)
Biological process (GO): microtubule cytoskeleton organization; mitotic cell cycle
Cellular component (GO): cytoplasm; microtubule
Molecular function (GO): structural constituent of cytoskeleton; GTPase activity; GTP binding
Source: RefSeq, a predicted model, not a curated record
AUGCGUGAGAUUGUACGUAUCGCCCGAAUCUGCAAGUCCCUGUGGCGCGUCGCUGCCCCGCGCCUGGAUAUCAUUCAGGGACAAGUCAACACAGAACAACAGCUAACGACGUUUCUCUGCAACAGGUUCACCUCCAGACCGGGUAACCAAAUCGGUGCUGCCUUCUGGCAGACCAUCUCCGGCGAGCAUGGCCUCGACGGCUCUGGUGUCUACAACGGCACUUCCGACCUCCAGCUGGAGCGCAUGAACGUCUACUUCAACGAACAGGCCUCCAACAACAAGUUCGUGCCCCGUGCCGUCCUCGUCGAUCUCGAGCCCGGUACCAUGGACGCCGUCCGCGCUGGACCUUUCGGUCAGCUCUUCCGCCCCGACAACUUCGUCUUCGGCCAGUCUGGUGCUGGUAACAACUGGGCAAAGGGUCAUUACACUGAGGGUGCCGAGCUGGUCGACCAGGUCCUCGACGUCGUGCGCCGCGAGGCCGAGGGCUGCGACUGCCUCCAGGGUUUCCAGAUCACCCACUCCCUCGGAGGUGGUACUGGUGCCGGUAUGGGUACGCUCCUCAUCUCCAAGAUCCGUGAGGAGUUCCCCGACCGCAUGAUGGCCACCUACUCCGUCGUGCCUUCCCCCAAGGUCUCCGACACCGUUGUCGAGCCCUACAACGCCACACUCUCCAUCCACCAGCUGGUUGAGAACUCUGACGAGACCUUCUGCAUUGACAACGAGGCUCUCUACGACAUCUGCAUGAGGACCCUCAAGCUGAACAACCCCUCCUACGGCGACCUGAACCACCUCGUCUCCGCCGUCAUGUCGGGUGUCACCACCUGCCUGCGUUUCCCCGGUCAGCUCAACUCUGACCUGAGGAAGUUGGCCGUCAACAUGGUUCCCUUCCCCCGUCUCCACUUCUUCAUGGUCGGAUUCGCACCCCUUACUAGCCGCGGCGCCCACUCCUUCCGCGCCGUCACCGUUCCCGAGCUCACCCAGCAAAUGUUCGACCCCAAGAACAUGAUGGCUGCUUCCGACUUCCGCAACGGUCGCUACCUGACCUGCUCUGCCUACUUCCGUGGUAAGGUCUCCAUGAAGGAGGUCGAGGACCAGAUGCGCAACGUCCAGAACAAGAACUCCUCAUACUUUGUUGAGUGGAUCCCCAACAACGUUCAGACCGCCCUCUGCUCCAUUCCUCCUCGCGGCCUGAAGAUGUCCUCCACCUUCGUCGGUAACUCCACCUCUAUCCAGGAGCUCUUCAAGCGUGUCGGUGACCAGUUCACUGCCAUGUUCAGGCGCAAGGCUUUCUUGCAUUGGUACACUGGUGAGGGUAUGGACGAGAUGGAGUUCACUGAGGCUGAGUCCAACAUGAACGACUUGGUCUCCGAGUACCAGCAAUACCAGGAGGCUUCCGUCUCCGAGGGUGAGGAUGAGUACGACGAGGAGGCUCCUCUUGAGGCUGAGGAGUAA